Haliotis rubra (blacklip abalone) is the source of this 1886-nucleotide messenger RNA. Its product is annotated as penicillin-binding protein 4-like. NCBI's taxonomy places the organism in Eukaryota, Metazoa, Mollusca, Gastropoda, Lepetellida, Haliotidae. The record is from RefSeq and is a predicted model, not a curated record.
AUGAUGUGGUGUAUACAAGCGUUGCUGAUCAUGUCCGCUGUCUCUAUGGUGUCGGCGGGAGUUUUCACCGAUGACCAGGCCAGUAAGGUGGAAAUGUUUGUGGAGGAGGUCAUGCGGUGUAGACAUAUCCCCGGGCUGACCCUGGCUGUUGUGAGGGGUGAGACGUGGACACGGGGGUUCGGACAGGCGGACAUUAAACAGGGAGUGAACGUCACCAAGGACACUUUGUUUGGAAUUGGUUCAGUGACCAAGGCUUUCACUAGUACCCUCCUGGCCAUGAUGAUUGAUGAAAGUAAUGGAAGUUUAACAUGGACGUCAAAGGUGAAGGAUGUGUUGGGUUCAGACUUUGAAUUUGUCGACGAGCAGAGAACAAGGGAGGGUACUCUGAGGGAUCUUUUGUCCCACCGCACAGGGCUCCAGCCUGCAGUCUUAACCCUAUUUGCUGGAUUUGCCAAGAACUUCACGAGAGCUGAUUUUGCCAAGCGUUUCCGAUUUCUUCCUGAAGUUAAACCGUUCCGUGACGUAUACGAGUACAACAACUGGGGCUACGCUCUGCUCGGCCAUAUUGUGGAAGUGUUGUCAGGGGAAUCCUUCGAAGCAACCCUGGAGAAACGGAUCUUCAAAUCACUGGGAAUGAACCGGUCACGUGUUCUGGGAAAGACAAUUACAACAAAUGCAACAGGAAUGGCAAAACCCAUACAUCCAGGGGAGGCUGCAGGUGCUAUUGCGUCUUCAGCGGAUGACAUGGCUACAUGGAUGCACUUUCUACUGAGGCAAGGGGUGACGGAGGACAACGUCACACUGGUCAACUCUAAAACACUUGCGGAGGUCUUCAAACCUCACGAGAGUAUUCCUGCAGAUCCGUUCGUGUCAAAGCCGAAGUUUCCCGUGAUGGACUUUGCCUAUGGCUAUGGUUAUGCGUGGGUUAUAUCAGCAUAUAAGGGAUAUAGACAGAUGAUGCACACUGGAGGCUUACAUUCUUACAUAACCUUCCUUAAACUCUUCCCCGACUUGGACUUUGGAAUAUUUUCAAGCGCUAAUGGACUAGGAACUACGGAUGAGGGCGUGGCACAAAACGUUAUCUCAUUCUAUGUUGCUGAUAUUUUGAUGGGUGAUCAACCUUGGCUAAAUUCUUCCACGGCAUGUACGUUCCCUUCGCCAUGGGGCAAGAUGCCACCAAGCACCCAAAAUAAUUCUGAUGUCACGAACUCCGAUGUGGAGUGCCUAGAUUGUUAUGUUGGGAAAUACGGGCAGCAUCUGCUUGGUGACGUUGAUGUUAGGGAGGGACCAGGGUCGUCACUGGAACUACACUACGGGAGGUUACGGGGCUCUCUCAAUACCACGGAUGAUAAAACGACCUUUAAGCUUGAUUUAUGGGACCCUUACAGAUUUCUUGCUAGGCCAGGUAAUGAAACGGUUCUUGUAGAAGUAAACUUCCAUGGGUUAAACACAGGAAAGUAUACCUACAUUGAUCUCAUUUUACCUCAUAAGAUGACAUUUACCAGAGGUAUAAGCUUUUACGAUGAAAACAUAUUCACAAGAAGCAAACCUGAAACAAAUGGGAAGAGUGUCAAGGAGUUGAGCAAUCUUUUGUUGGUGUUCGUGUCACUUUAUGCAGUGUGCUCUAUAUGGUAGAGACCUUGUAAUAAUAAAAGUUCGGCUUUUGACACCUUAUGUCAAGGGGAUUGUAUCCUCGAAAGAUGGUCAACACGUUUGAUUAAAUAGUUAAUCCAUUGUAUUCAUAUCCCACACAGUAACAAUUCAACCGAUAUAUACUGAACAUAUCUCUUGUCAAAUGAAUAUUUGGCAUGAUGUACAUGAUUUUCUUUCUUAAAUUGAGACUUUUUAUCAAUGAUCAGAUUCAAUAAUAAACUGUAAUAUUUUGU